CCGUCUCGAGGUCCCACAUUUAUGUCCACACUUUGAACGUUGCAUCACAACCGAGUCUAAUAUCCGAAUAGCGAAUAGCUUUUAAGUCUGGAAAGCUUGAACAUUCAGUUUCCAGAUUUGCCGCGAAAAUCCGGAUACAAGUUGCAGACCUCGACAUGAGAUACCUAGCCAGACACUUUGAAGACCUUUAGUGGGCUUCAUUGUUUUUUUUUUGUAAUUUGUAACUUGAACGUUAGAUUCUCAUUUUCGCGCCUCAAUUUCAAUUUGUUUGUACAAAAAUUUUCUGGAAAUUAUGGCGGAAUUUGGACUGCGCAAGUUCGUGGCAAUCAGCUCGGGACUGAUGUUCUACUUUUUUGUCGGAAUUGAGGAGACAGUGAUGACGUCAUACUUUUCUCUGGAGGCGAGCAAGAGGGGUCUGGACAUUGUGCAGAUUGGACUCUGCUUCUGCAUGAUGGACGUCUCCACAUUCCUCUUCUCCUUUCUCGCCAUGUUCACCAUCACACCCAGCAGAGAACGACUCUUCUGCGUGUCAGGGAUGGUGCUGUUGAGCUUGGCGGCCAUGGCCACUUCCGUGCUGCAGUGGGUCCACUCUGGCGCCCUCUUCUUCUCCCUCUCUGUGGGGAUGGAGUUCCUGGUGGGGAUCGGGAGUGCCUUCAGUCUGGCCACUACUCUGCCCCUCAUCACCUCUGUCCACUUAGAAGCAGCAGGCAGCAUCACUGCAUGUGCAGAGGCACUGCUCAACCUUGGAUGUUUGGUAGGUCCCCCCUUUGGAAGUGUUCUCUACAGCUACUGCGGAAUGUUCGCUCCCCCUCUCAUAUCGGGAGGCCUGGCCGCUCUAUCGGCAGUGGUGGCAGCAUUCUACCUUCCUCAAAACCUCUCUUGUUCCACUCAAAUCCGAUCAGAACAGCUCACGAGCAGUGGUCGGAUCAAAAGAGUCAAUGGGCUUUUCUCCGUCGAGAACCACCCGGCCAGGACUAGCGUGUCUUCACUGCAGACACCUCUGAUUGGCGGAGGGAUCGUUGAGGCCUCCGAGGAUUUGAUGACAGGCAAGCAACUGCUGUUCGAUCCUUGGGCCUACUUCAAAUUCGUCGCAAAACCAGGACUCAUUGUUCUCAGUCUCCUAGGUAUAGUGGUGGCGGCUCAAAGUCUCUUCUUCGAAGUUUGUCUCUCACUUUACUUGGAGGACAAGUUCUCGAUGGAUGCGAUUGAAAUUGGCCUCAUGUUUCUGCUGUUCAACGUGCCAAACUCUCUCAUGGUCGUCCUUUAUGGGCUAGCUGUUGACAGGGGCUUCGGAAUGCACGUGACUCUUCUGUCGGCAUUCGGCUUCUCCGCAACCUUCUUCGCUCUCUUCCUGCCCGACUUGAUACCGAGUCUACAGACUGUGUGGUACCUGGCCACUAUGUUAGUCAUAGCUGGCACGUGUGCUGCUGGCACUUACAUUCCGGCCUACCUCAUUUACGAGAGAGUGGCUGAAGUUUACGGGUUCCAAAAUGAGUCACAGACCAGAUUCCUCGUCUCUACCUGGAUCAACAACCUAAGCUCCAUAGGGGCACUAGCAGGGGCCACUUGGCUCACCGGCCCCAUGUAUGGCCACUAUGGAUUCAACACCACUUGUCUCGCUAUUUCUGUCUGCAUGUUUGUGUUUUCUGUUGCUUCUCUCGCUGCAGCUGCCCAAAUGAGACUCCUCAAAAAACUCUACUACGCUGAUGACCUCCCACUAUAAAAAGUAUUUUGCUAAUUGUGUACAAAUAAGCGGUGUGAUGCUUUUUCAUUAACUUUCAAUUAUGAUCGGAAAUCUAGA
This is a messenger RNA of Symsagittifera roscoffensis, 1801 nucleotides long. RefSeq lists its product as uncharacterized. The record is from RefSeq and is a predicted model, not a curated record. Gene Ontology annotation, molecular function: transmembrane transporter activity. Lineage: Eukaryota; Metazoa; Xenacoelomorpha; Acoela; Convolutidae. Gene Ontology annotation, biological process: transmembrane transport.